Molecule: messenger RNA, 1921 nt
Organism: Mobula hypostoma (lesser devil ray)
Lineage: Eukaryota; Metazoa; Chordata; Chondrichthyes; Myliobatiformes; Myliobatidae
Gene: tafazzin
Product: tafazzin, phospholipid-lysophospholipid transacylase
Exons: 10
Coding region: 283-1077 (264 amino acids)
Biological process (GO): cardiolipin acyl-chain remodeling; inner mitochondrial membrane organization
Cellular component (GO): mitochondrial membrane
Molecular function (GO): 1-acylglycerophosphocholine O-acyltransferase activity
Source: RefSeq, a predicted model, not a curated record
CACUCGGGCCCAGUACACGAAGUAGGGGGAAAGUUGAAGCCUCGGUCUCGAGUGAUUUGGAAGCUCGGCACAUGAGGGGCAGAUCCUCCCUUUGUCUCGGAUGAAGGGUGGGGGUGGGGGAUUCUUUGAAUAGAAAGGGUUAAAUCACCGAGGGCGGAGAUCACCCUUGUUUCCGACACUACAGGUCUUCCCCUCCCAAGCACACACAGCCCAGUCACCGGCUUCCGCCGCUCAGAGCCUCAGGACUGGGGUGUGAUCUGCAUUUAACACCCCUGCGGGCCGAUGCCCAUGGAGGUGAAGUGGCCGUUCGCCCGGCGCCCGGGGCUGGGCUGGCGGCUCGGCAGCGCCCUGGUCACCGGGUUGGUGGGGCUCUACAGCCGCAUCUGGACCCAAUACAUGAACCAGCUGCUGGUCCACAACAAGGAGACCCUGUACGAGGCAAUUGAACAGCGCCCACGCGGCAAGCCCCUCAUCACUGUUGCCAACCACCAGUCCUGCAUGGACGACCCACACAUCUGGGGUGUCCUCGAGUUGAAGCAGUUGUGGAGAACUCGGCGAAUGAGAUGGACUCCCACUGCAGCCGACAUCUGUUUCACUAAAGAACUGCACUCACGGUUUUUCAGCCUGGGGAAAUGUGUUCCUGUGUGCCGUGGUGAUGGUGUUUACCAGAAGGGGAUGGACUUCCUGCUUGAGAAGUUGAACCAUGGUGACUGGGUGCACUUCUUUCCAGAAGGGAAGGUAAACAUGACGCAGGAAUUCAUGAGGCUCAAAUGGGGAAUCGGUAGGCUCAUUGCCGAGUGCUCUCUGAGUCCCAUCAUCCUCCCGCUCUGGCAUGUUGGCCUGUGUGACGUGCUCCCCAACAAGCCCCCGUACUACCCCCGCAUCGGGAAGAGAAUCACUGUCUACAUCGGGAGACCCUUCACACUUGAACGGAUGGUGCAGCAGCUGAGGGCCGAGAACCGGACCCCGAUGGAGAUGCGCAAAGCCCUGACAGACUUCAUCCAGGACGAGAUGUGGAAGCUGAAGGCACUAGCUGAGGCGACUCACCAACGUUAUCACCAGCCGCGGCAGCCCUGAAUGGAGAGCGGUCAGAGGCCACUCAGCAGUCCAGCGCCACUACUGGACAUGCCCUGAACAGAGAGGGGCAGAGAGAGCUUCCAGCUGCCAGUCCGGUCCUUCCCUGGCCUUUGGGUGCUCUGUAGGGAGUGUGCGGUGGGAUAUCCGGGUCAUCGGCUUAGCCCUGGGCCACAGCCCCAUUGCUAACGAUUUCUGGUGGGCGCUAACCCACACACCCCUUCCCCCGGUCACUGAUGGAUCCUACCCUGUGAGGUCACUCCCCUCACCAGUGACGUCACCCCUCCUCCCAGGUCACCCACAUUGGUUAGUGACAUCACAUCUCCCUGACUUCUGUCAGUGAGGCCAAGCUCCUCCCAGUGAUGUCACCUGCACACUAUUCCUGUCCCUCUCUUAACCAUUCUCGUCCCCUCCCACAGAUGCAAGCCCUUUUCAGCAUCGUCCCUCAGGACCCAGGUCCCACCCCCCUCCCUUACCGGCUCCUGUGGUUCUACUCCUCUGGGUGCAGGUCGCGCCCAUCGUGACCGAGGGGCUGCCCUCAAUUCCAGUGGUCCCACCCCUCAGUUCCUUUGACCCCUGCACUCAGGACCCAGGUCCUGCCCCUCUGUUCCUUUGACCCCGCCACGCAGAAUGCAGGUCCCAACCCUUCGGCUCUGUGGCCUUGCCUGCCACAAUCCAGGUCCAGCCCCUUGGUUUUGAGGCUCUGCUCCUCAGGACCCACGUCCUGUCCCUCGGCCUUGUUGAGGGCUGCCAGGCCUGCAGGAAGGGUUCAGGGGAUUUGACACAAGGAUUACGCCAGUCACAAUGUCCUGUACUCGUGUACGUUAAUCGAAAUACACAACUCCGU